Molecule: messenger RNA, 210 nt
Organism: Thermothelomyces thermophilus ATCC 42464
Lineage: Eukaryota; Fungi; Ascomycota; Sordariomycetes; Sordariales; Chaetomiaceae
Exons: 1
Source: RefSeq, a predicted model, not a curated record
UAUCUCGACAAUAUACUUAUUUUCUCUAAAACGAUAGACAAAUACCAGAAGUAUAUAAAAGUAGUGCUAGACGCGCUAUACGCGUAUAAACUAUUAGUUAAUAAAGAAAAGAGCAAAUUCUAUAUUAGGGAAACAGUGUUUUCAAGAUACGAAAUAUCCCUAGGACAAAUUCGGAUAAAACCUUUAAAGGUUAAAGUUAUUAAGAAUUAG